ACUCAAUUUGCAAGGGUUUUUCAUCUGCGAAAGUUUCGGAAGCGAAGCUCUCAACGGACUACAUUAGAUUUAGCAUAUUUUAGUUGCCACAGGAGGAUUCAUUCCCUUGAAAACCUCAGCCCACAUAGCUUUCAAGUAUACCUUACUUUCAGGUUUAAAGAUGGGUCAAAGUGACACUGAAAGUACAUCGUCCUCCAUGAGAGGAAAUCCAGGUUCACCGCGAGACUUUUCCGUUCUCUUGGAUGAACCCAACGGAGAUAUUUCAUUAUUUCACCAUCCAGGUCCAAUAUCACCCUCUGCAUCAACCUCAUCUAGUGACACCAGUGAGCUUGAUAGUUCUGUGAUGAUGGCUAAUCAGACGCCUAAGCGCUCUGAGAUUCCUGUUAUUGACCUUACAUCUCCAGACGAGGGUGACAACAGUACGGCAAGAGCACAAGGAGGUGCGGCAGCUGCUCCUCCAUGUGAGGACUUUGCACAAUUUGCAUCUAAUUUCCGUUGGCGACUUCAAGCUCGCGAGUCCCGAGGUCACCGUGCACCUGUCAAUGAUCGUUUGCGUUCACGCCGGUUCCGAGGCAGGCAUACCCCUUAUACAAAUCUGUGGGACAGUGUUUCCCCACCUGGAGCCAGACGUGAAGCUUUGCUGGCAGAAUUUGCUGACUUUACACCAAGGCCAGUUCCCUCUGGUGACAAUAGCUCUCCUAUUGUCAUUGAUGAAGAGCUUUCAUCUUUUGCUCAACACCAAGUUCCACCUAAUGAUGCGCCCAGUUGGUUUCUAUCUGAUAGACAGCAUCGCAUGGAGCGAUUCCGUCGUCGCCUCAAUGCAUCCAGGCAACCCACAAGAUGUUACCUUCAGUCUGAUGAAGCUCUUGCUCACAGAUUACAGCAGGCCGAGUAUACCCGCGAUAUGGAGGAACAUGCUCAUGGUGCUGGUGAUUCAACCCAACCAGCAGCACCCAGGGUUGGCACGCUACAUGCCAUACCACCCACCAUGGUAAGACUUCUUGAUUUACAAAAUUCUAUUACAGUUGAACCUCUCCACAAUGGUCAACUUGAGGACAGAAGAAAGUGGCCUUCAUAGAGAAGUGGCCAUUAUGGGGAGGUCUGGGUGUAAUAUGACACCUGUUUUAUUCAGGGUGGUGCAACAUUUUCAGUUUAAAAAAAUUGCUUAUGGUAGCAUUUAAAUAUGUGACACAACCAAAAUGUGUCAAUAAAACAGAAACAGAGACAAACAAUGUGACAACACACUUUCACAAUAAAAAAUAGAAUUCUAUAUUCAAUGUCCAUCAGUCAUUAUUUAACUUGCCAUUGUGCAGCAGUUAUUUUGAUAUGGACUUAAGUGGCCAUUGCUGCUGCCUCUGCGGAGAGGCGGCCAUUGUAGAGAGGUUAAAAAUAUAAGAGUUAAUGUAUGUACCAUCGGGUAGAGCAGAAAAACUUUCUAUUGUAGAGAGAUGGCUGUUAAUGGAGGUUUGACUGUAUUUUUUCAGUCUGCAUUUAGUGAUCACCAUCACCAAAAUGACUGUUACUGUCAGUGGUAAAUUUGCUUCUGAAUUGUCUACCAGCCAGAAACAAACCUGUACGAUUUUGGUGGGAGGCAAAUGUUUGUGUCACCAAGUCAUCCCUGCUAUCCUAGUUGGAUGUGUUAA
Molecule: messenger RNA, 1643 nt
Organism: Orbicella faveolata
Lineage: Eukaryota; Metazoa; Cnidaria; Anthozoa; Scleractinia; Merulinidae
Biological process (GO): protein ubiquitination
Molecular function (GO): ubiquitin protein ligase activity
Source: RefSeq, a predicted model, not a curated record